This is a messenger RNA of Labrus mixtus (cuckoo wrasse), 6528 nucleotides long. It is a transcript of the gene tmem63ba, whose product is annotated as transmembrane protein 63Ba. Gene Ontology annotation, cellular component: plasma membrane. The transcript is spliced from 24 exons. NCBI's taxonomy places the organism in Eukaryota, Metazoa, Chordata, Actinopteri, Labriformes, Labridae. The coding region runs from base 526 to 3042 and encodes 838 amino acids. The record is from RefSeq and is a predicted model, not a curated record. Gene Ontology annotation, molecular function: calcium-activated cation channel activity; nucleic acid binding.
UUGACACAUAUCGUGACUUUUGAUUCCGUUUUAGCAAUAAACACACCAUGAUGUUAUCUUUUAUACUGUUCAUGAUAUUUCACGACCGUGAACAAACAGAAUUUUGAAGCUCGACGCAUUGACAGUGAGAAUUCCGAGCAUCCGAGUGGCACCUGAACGCAGCGUGAGUCUUCAGUUGGACUGGUCGGGUUAGCGAUAGUUGUUAGACUGGCUGACAGACACAACAGUAGCGGCUUAAACUUGUCUGUCAUUUCUAACAGUUAGCCCGUUUAGCCCAGCUUUACGCGGUAAUCUUAGCGCUGCUUGCCCAUAGCAGCUUCAAUGAACUCUUCUUAUUUAUUGUGGAACUAAAAGCUGGUGCUUUUGUAAACCCUCGACAGUCGUCUCCACCUGUUAUUCGCUACAUCGAGGAGCUAAAGUGAGCUAACGUCAACGGUACAGUUUGCUAGCUUUCAUUAGCUAAUUGUGCAAGUUUCUCCCCCUGCUGCGCAUUAUAGCAAGGUUGUCAACAUGCUGCAGUGAGUAAUGUACAGAGUGUUGAUAUUGACAAUGGCCAUCUGGGGGGUACAAGGAUGCUCCGAUUCACAAAGCUGCCCGACGCAGCUGCCCAACAUCACCUCCAAGGACUUCUGUUACUCUGCCCGAAUACGCAGCACUGUGCUUCAGGGCUUGCCCUUUGGAGGGGUGCCUACUGUCCUUGCCCUUGAUUUUAUGUGCUUCUUGAUGCUGCUGGUUGUGUUCUCCUUCUUGAGAAAAGUAGCCUGGGACUAUGGGCGCCUGGCUCUGGUGACUGACGCUGACAGAAGAAUGGAUCAGCGGUACAGUCGCCUGGAUGAUCGGGAAUACGUUGCCUCUGCUUUGACAUCAGAUACACCAGAACGCUACGAGCGGCUUACCUCAAUUUCCAGCUCAGUAGACAUCGACCAGAGAGAUACAGGCUUCUGCUCCUGGCUGACUGCCAUCUUCCGCAUCAAGGAUGAAGAGAUAAGGGAGAAGUGUGGCGAGGAUGCGGUACACUACUUGUCCUUUCAGCGACACAUCAUUGGCCUGCUGGUCGUGGUCGGUGUGCUCUCUGUGGGCAUCGUCCUUCCUGUUAACUUCUCAGGAAACCUACUUGAAAAUAACGCCUAUAGUUUUGGGCGAACCACUAUAGCAAAUCUGAAUGCAGACAAUGCGCUACUGUGGCUGCACACCAUCUUUGCAUUUCUCUACUUGUUACUGACGGUGUACAGCAUGCGACGGCACACUUCCAAGAUGCACUACAAGGAGGAUGACCUGGUGAAACGCACUUUAUUCGUCAAUGGAAUCUCUAAAUAUGCAGAGGAGACUGAGAUAAAGCAGCACUUUGAGCAGGCGUAUGAAAACUGUGUUGUACUGGAAGCUCGGAUCUGUUACAAUGUGGCCAGACUGAUGUAUCUCAACUCUGAAAGGAAGAAGACCGAGCGCAGCAAGAAAUUCUUCGUUGACCUGCAGGCCAAAGAGCACAUCACAACCAUGAUCAAUCCGAAGCCCUGCGGACACCUUUGUUGUUGCAUCAUCAAAGGCUGUGAGCAGGAAGAAGCAGUGGGCUACUACACCAAGCUGGAGUCUCAACUUAAAGAUGACUACAGGAAGGAGAGAGAAAAGGUGAACAGGAAGCCGUUAGGAAUGGCCUUUGUCACCUUUCAGAACGAGGCCAUAACUGCAAUAAUCUUGAAAGACUUCAACGCCUGUAAGUGUCAGGGCUGUCAGUGUCGUCGGGAGCCGAAGAGCUCUCAGUUCAGUCCCAAGCUCCACACACAGAACUGGACCGUCAGCUACGCCCCUGAUCCACAAAAUGUCUACUGGGAGCAUCUGUCAGUGGGAGGAGUCUCCUGGUGGCUCCGCUGCUUGAUCAUCAACAUUGUCCUCUUCCUCCUCCUCUUCUUCCUCACCACCCCCGCCAUCAUCAUCUCCACCAUGGACAAGUUCAACGUCACCAAACCCGUGGAGUAUCUCAAUAAUCCAAUCGUCACCCAGUUCUUCCCCACCCUCCUUCUGUGGUCCUUCUCCGCCUUACUUCCUACCAUUGUUUACUACUCUGCCUUCUUUGAAGCGCACUGGACCCGGUCAGGAGAGAACAGGACCACGAUGCAUAAAUGCUACACCUUCCUGAUCUUUAUGGUCUUGUUGCUGCCCUCUCUCGGACUCAGCAGUUUGGACGUUUUCUUCCGCUGGCUUUUUGACAAAAAAUUCUUGGCAGAUGCUACGAUCAGAUUUGAGUGUGUGUUCCUUCCUGACAACGGCGCCUUCUUUGUGAACUACGUCAUUGCAUCCGCAUUCAUCGGUAACGCCAUGGACCUGCUGAGGAUACCCGGUCUACUGAUGUACAUGAUCCGUCUCUGCCUGGCUCGCUCUGCAGCGGAGAGGAGGAACGUCAAGAGGCACCAAGCCUACGAGUUCCAGUUCGGGGCCGCUUAUGCCUGGAUGAUGUGCGUCUUCACCGUGGUCAUGACCUACAGCAUCACCUGUCCAAUCAUCGUCCCUUUCGGCCUGAUGUACAUGCUGCUGAAACACCUCGCUGACAGAUACAACAUGUACUACGCCUACCUGCCAUCCAAACUGGACAAAAAGAUCCACUCUGGAGCCGUCAACCAAGUGGUGGCCGCUCCUAUUCUCUGUCUCUUCUGGCUUCUCUUCUUCUCCACUGUUCGCUCUGGGUUCGCAGCUGCAACGUCCAUGUUCACGUUCAUCGUUUUGAUCAUCACAAUCAUCAUCUGCCUCUCUCACGUCUGUUUUGGACAUUUUAAAUAUCUCAGCGCUCACAACUACAAGAUUGACAACCAGGUGGACGGGGUCGAGAAUGGGCAAGCAGUGCGCACUUUCGCCACCUCCAACGCAGCGCAAAGCUACAUCGCUCAGGUACUUCAAGACCCGACUUUAGAGGAGGCCAACUCGGGCAGCGGCGAGGACGACGGCCAGGGGUCCUCGCAGGACGAGGAAAUAAUCAAUGUGGAAAAUAACCUGAAUGAGGACUUCCAGUCUGGUGAGGACAGCCUCAUUGACCAUGAAGUGCGGAACUGACACUGCCUCAGACACAAACGAAUCCCCCUUAAAGUUUAGCCCGACGACUGCACUGAAUCUGUGAAACAAACAAGGAACUGACUCGAUAGUUCUCCGAAGCAUCUCGACCUCUGCGGUGGAACUUUGACACUAACAUAAGCACACUGUCUACUAAGGAUUUAACGGAUUGUUGUUUAAGGACUCCUAACGUCUUACGUACCUACAGAGGGAAUCUACUCUGAUAAUGCAAGGGCGGCGACCUCCUUCUGAUAAACCCGAGGCACAUCCCAGAAUCAUGCACAUACAUGGACCCAAUGAGAAAAGACACUACUGCACAAAUGAAGAAUUUGCCUCGUCUUGUAUUGGGAGUGAUGUUCUGUCUGUUUUUUUUUUCCUUAACAUUAUUGCACUUGAAAAAGAGAACCUGUCCGAUAAGCUCGAGUUUCCCGAAGGUACUGUUGUACAGCAUGCCUUCUGGUUCAAAAGGGCGGAGGGAUCUACCUGAAGUUCUUUUACCAGUAUCUCUUAAUUGUCUGCACUACUUUCUCUGUAAAAGUAAAAGCAGCGGGCGUUGGAGGAGAACGAGAGUUUCCACAACCCCGCGUCGCUUUGUGAAUGCAGAUGUUCAAAUACUGUUCUUCCAAAUCCGUCAAAGCCUUUCAAAACGAGAAAAAAAAGGACAACAAAAAAAUCAUCGCUACUACUAACACUCCUCGAUGCUUUGACGCUGCAAAACGUUGGAUUCUUGAUAAAUCCUUUUUGACAUGGUAUUUAUUGUAAAUGCUAAACGCCCCUAAAAACUGUGGAAGAAGAUAACGUGUAUAUCUUGGCGCACACUACAUUACUAAGACACUUGAUGGCGUGGUUCAGUCUCUGAGCCUUUUUGUCGGGACUGCUGUUGGACUGCUGCUACUGAAGCUGCCUCCUGUAGGGGGAGGGGGGAACGUUUGCACGGCUGCUGCAGGAGGACCGGAGGCCAGGAGCCUGCGGAUCCUUUUGCAGCGUUGCUCAGAGGUCGGAGAGAAAGGCUGUUUUUUUUUGGUUUUUUUUUCUGGGUCAGUUUCAGAUGAUACCUAAUGUGACUGCUUCUCUUAUCUGUUGUUCUCAUUUGUUUACGUCUGUAUGUAGAGAUUCUUUUUUUUUUUUUUUAAAUGCCGUUCAGUUUCUGCUGACGAGCUCUGAAGGCGUCUCUCGUCACGCAGCCCUCCGUCGGGUCCUCCUCGAUCUUAACUCUUGUACGUAGACACUUAGCCUAGCUGCUUCUUGUACCAGUGGUCUCUGAGCAUUGUUACACUUUCUCAUUUUGCUAGUUAGGAGUUGUAGAUUGUUUAACGGGAAUUGCACAACUUUAGCGACAACAUAUCGAAUCUUAAAAAAGGCCGCUCACGAGAGAGACACGCUGCAAAUCUUGACAUGAUGCAGCCGACCUCUGACACUAAAAACAAAUAACUUCUAACGUUUCUUCUGAAGGAUUUAUCCCCUUAAAAACUGAAGGUUCCCUUUCCAGUUCCUCUUACUAGCAUACUUACUCUACAGGUGCGAUAGUUAGUUCUUCUACUGAAGGUUGUCAAAAUGUUCAAUGCUUCAAAACCUUUUUCAACCUCGUCUAAAAACGAUACAAGCUCUGUUGACAUAUUGAAGGGUGAUAUCUGAGCAGGCGGGGAGACUACGGGGAAUAUCAUAACUUUGGAAAAGAGCGUUGGUGACGUUACCAGCGCCUUUGUGAAAAGUAGAAAUAUUUCCAAGUUGAGCGCUCGGAGUGCUGUUUCUCUCUGGGCGGCUGCUUGCUGCAGCAAACGCUCUCUCCUCGUUGAAAAUAAUUGAUAAAAAGUUGCUGGCCCUCUGAAAGAAACGCUAGGUGGACAUUAAGUCGCAUGAGUACUUUGGAAACGUUUGUAUUUGUGCAGUUAAUAAAGUCCUCUUUCUUUUACUCGCAGCAACUUCAGGUUAAAAAUAUGAAGAUAUUCAGUCAUUUUUUAUAUCAAUCAAUUAGUUACCUGAACGUCGGAGAUUGCAUUGUUUUAAAACAUUCAAUGUUGAAGUAUUGAACAUUAUAAUGACCUUAUGUGAUACCUUAGCAGUCAAAACAAACGAGUCAACCGAAUGGAAUCAGUUGCACCUUUUCUCAAACACUCAAACCUUUUAUUGCGUUCGUUUAUAGAUCGUUUUGAACGCUGCUUAACAUCGUCCCUCCUUCUUUAAAAUGUGCAACCCUGAUAAAAAUCCACAUUACAGCUGUACCUUUACAAGUAGCAGCUGUUUUAUGACAACAGAUGUGGAAAGUUGAACGAGGAUGAAUACUUGAUGCUAGGCACUUUAGCUUCGCCCUCAUGUAUGAACGCCACUGGAGCUUCCCCAGACAGAGAUGAUGUUGAGCGCCAUCUACUGGAGGACACAAACAUCCAAACUAUCCCUUUAACAUAUUCCUUCUCUUGUUAGGCCGUAACAAACAGCUCCAGACAAAAAAUAUGAGCUUAAACAGUAAAGUCAGAAACAACACUAUGAGCUGCCCCCUGUUGGACUUAAAGUAGCACUACAGUCUGUCACUAGGGACCAAUUAUUAUAAUAAUAAUAAAACAAUACCAAUGUGAUAUUGAGCUGCUCAGAGGACUGUUGUGGGAGACGUGCACUAACCUUACUUUCACUUAUAUGAUUGACAGAAGGACACGCCUCCGUGAGAGAGAGAGACAAAAGAUGAAGCUGACAUGUUUCCAUCGUUUUUCCCCCCGUUGAUAUAAAAGCGUCACACGUUUGUUUGUUGUUUUGGUAUCCAUCGGGGGCACUUCUCGUCAUGAUAAGUCGAUUUUUAUAUUUAAUACCUCUUCAUUUUUUUAUACCUCUGAGAUGUCCUGAAGUCUCUGAAUGUGUUCUGUCAGAAUAUAACAAACUUUCCAGCUCUGAGGAGAAGAUAUUCAUCGUCCUGUUUUGUCUAACACCUGUUGAAACGCUGAAUGUAGGUUAAUUCCACAACUUUUUGUAAGAUGAAAAGUGGCUUAAGCGGCGGCGUGAUGGCUGUAUUCACAGCUUAAAAAAAGGGCAGUUCACCUGUUGACCUGAAAUUUUAUACGGUAACCAAACUUACUGUCGUCCUGUUCUAUGUCAUCGCAUUUCAUUUUAGAGUUGUCAGUCUGAUGGUGUCCGUCGUCUUCUGCUACUUCCUCUUCAUGAUUUUAGAUCCUCUUCAUAAAGUCUGUGUCGACAGUGCGACUCACUGGAAAUAAAAAGGAUCGUUUUAUGUGAACGGCCGAGCUCUCUAGUAGAAGUUCUGCGCUCGUUUCUUCUUCAGUGUUUUCAUCAUGUUUGGUGAAUUGUCUCUCAGCCUCAAAAAUGUGUUCACAUGUGCUCUGCCUGUUUUAGUUUUAUAUUUUUCUAGCUAGCAGGAGUACCAACAGUCUCAUUUUCUUCUCUUCUUUUUCUUCCAAAGGGCCGUUUAUGAACCGGAUAUUUACUGUAUAGAUCUUUACUUCUCUCCCAGCUCUUUGAGAAUAAAACUGUAUUUAAUCAGAA